CGAUGCAAGUCGGAGGCAGCGCAGACUCCCCGGCUCCUCCCUCGGCCGGCGCCUGCUGCAGCGCGGGGCGAGGCGCAAAAGCGGGUUCCAGCCCCCUCCGCUCCCCACAGCCUUGCACCUUCCCUGGCGCCCGGCUGGGGAGACCGGGAGCCCCGCGCCCCCUGCACCGACCCCGGCUGGCGCUGCGGAGACCGGGACCCUGGCGCUAGAGCCCUCGCGUCGCUGCAGCUUCGGGGGCAGCUCGGGCCUCGCUUCUCGGGAGCCUGCCUUGGAACUGCCCUGGGCAGAGGCUGCAGGGCAGAGCCGUUCCCCAUCCCGCUGUCAGCACCUGGAGCGGCUGCUGUUCCCUCCCUCUUCGCACCAAGCUCCUCCAUGGGCUUCGGGCGGAUUCUGCCUGGUCCUUAAUCUUCUAGGAGCCACUAAGUUUUGUUUGCCUGGCGCCUGAGCAUCCUGCCUGCUGGAGAUGGGUUAAUAGGGGACUCGCCAUGAGGGAAGUGGCCUGUCCCGCCCUGCAAACCGCCCGGGAGUAGGGCCAAGGCGUGGCUGGCAGUAGCCAGCAGCUGCUGGGUGCAGGAGUCUUGAACCCCACACUUUUAUGGAUAACAUUUAAUUGACUCUAUGCUCAGCUCUGCCUGGCAGGAUUCCUGUUUGCUGGGUAUCCCCUCCUCUCCCUCCUUUUGUUUGGCUGCUGCAGAGAUGUCAACAUAAGGGGUGUUUGGGGAUUGAAACACCAUCCCAGCAUUCAAGUCAAGUGAACCCAGCUCAGUCCCUAGGCCUGAGGGAGUGGGGAUGGUAGCAGGGCAAAUCCCUGCUGAGCAAGGCUAUCUGGUGAGCAUCGAGCCGGAGCACUCAGCUCGGGGAAGAGUGGUCCAUUUUUAGCCUGUGUUCGGUAGUGGAAGCUGGGGAAAGUCUCUGGAGCUGGGAGCGUGAAUGUUGCCUGAGAACCCCUCGCUGGGAGAGAGGCGAACUCAGUGGUCCCUAGCUGGUCUGUGACCGCCUCCAAACUCCCUGGGGAGACAGCUGGAUUUGAGGAUGCUCCUAAACCCAAUUGGGAGGGUGGAUGAGACACUUCUAUCCCAUCAAGCCUGGCUGCUCCCCUUUUCCAGUGUCUCCUCUGGUUUCAGAGCCCUGGCCUGGAGAGGGCAGCUCCCAUCACGUCUCUGUGUCUUUAUGGAGCAAAACAUUCACCUGCAGAUCUGACUCUGGGUGCCUCCAGCCUCAGCUCCAUGCAGUCCUUGGAGCUGCUUUCAGGGAUGGCAGAAGACAGUGAGACACCCAGGUCCUGAGAAGAUGUUCUGUAUCGGGUGAGGAGUAUUGAGCCAGAUGUUCCCCGCCCCGGGCAGGAUGCUGAGACAGGGGAUCCCAGGGCAGCUUGUUCUGUGACUGAGAAGAAUUGGAUCCAGACUGGCCUUGCCAAAGUGCUUGAGGCUGGUACAGUGAACCACAAAGUCAGAAAGCAGGGUCCCCAAUCCCGCCUGAUCCAGAAUCCCCACUCCCAGCCCCAGGGUAGAUGGGGUGGCCCGUGGCCAGCUCAGAGCAGUAGGAACAGAGAGAACGGAACAAAAACUGCACAGAUUUCAGCCAGAAAAGCAAGUGUUGCUUGAUCUGGUCCUGGCUGCUUUUCCUGACCUGGAAACGAGUCAUGCCAUCUCCCAGCGACUCCAGCCAUUCCCUGACUGGCCGCUCCUCCCGCAGCCUCACCCAUCUCCGAGUGCAACGGACCUGGCUGCAGAUCCUGCUGGUGCUGGGCUUCAUUCAGGUCAUCCUGGGCAUCCUCGUCAUCACCUUCAGCCUUGUGGCAGCUACCAUCACGCCCUCCACCAAGGUCCGGCACUCCUGUCCCUCCUGGGCCGGCUUCUUGCUGGCGCUGUCCGGGCUCGUUGGCAUUGUCUCCUGGAAGCGGCCCUUUACCCUGGUGAUCACCUUCUUCACGCUGCUCUCCGUGCUGGGCAUCAUGCUGAGCCUUGCCGGCUCCAUCCUCUCCUGUCAGAAUGCUCAGCUGGUGAAGUCCUUGGAGGCCUGCACUAGGGAGAAGGACUCCUGUGUCUGCUGCCAGGCCCUUUCUGAGUACCCAUCCAUGGGACCCGCCUGCAGCAGACAGGGCGAGACACUGACCAUGUUCCCCAACCCUGACUGCCGGAGCGUCCGCAUGGCUCUGAAGGAUCUUCUAUUCAGUGUUUGUGGCCUAACCAUCUUCUCCACCAUUGUCUGCACGCUCUCAGCUGUCAUGUGCUGCAUCCAGAUCUUCUCCCUGGACAUUAUCCAUGUGCUGGCCCCGCAGCGUUCCAGUUCGGUGACCCUGGAGUGCACAUCGCCCCGAGACCCCUUCCUGCAGAACAUGAUGGACUUGGAGGAGUUUGUGCCUCCGGUGCCACCGCCCCCAUACUAUCCGCCGGAGUACGCCUGCAGCUCCGAGACCGAUGCCCAGAGCAUCACCUAUAAUGGCUCCAUGGACAGCCCCGUGCCUCUCUACCCCACCGACUUCCCCCCAUCCUAUGAGACUGUCAUGGGACUCCGGGCAGUCAGCCAGGCCACGCUGUUUGAUUUGCAGCUCAUGGAUCCGUCGCACGGCUGCACCUGCGACCACGUCCCCUCCAUCGUGCUCAGUGAGGAAGUGUCCAUGGAUAGUGGCUCCCCGGUCAUGUCCGAGAUCAUCGACAUCCCCGGCGACAGCAGCCCCUCGGAGGACUCCUGCCUGCUGGAGCUCCAGGGCUCCAUCCGCUCUGUGGACUACGUCCUCUUCCGCUCCAUCCAGCGCAGCCGCGCAGACUACUGCCUGAGCGUGGACUGUGUGCAGUGUGGCCACCAUCCCCACAGCCCCACGCUGGGCCUGCAGGGCCCCUUCGAGGAUAUACCCCGGCCCCGGGUGCGGGGGGAGCGCUCUUACUCCUGCUCCACCCCUGAUCCCAGUUACGAGGGGCUCCUGGAGCCAGGCGGGGCCAUCACCCACAGCUGCAAUCGUCUGGAAGGGCUGGCUCGCUGCGCUGGGCCCUGCUUCCCUGAGGUGCGACUCAAGGGCAAGACCUUGCUGCCAGGGCAUCAGGGCACCAGCUCCACCGGGCCCCUGUACCCAGACCACGGGCACCGCGGCCAUCAGCGACGCAACAGUGAGACAUCCUGCCUGCUGGGCCCAGCCCGGGGCCUGAGCCAACGGCCGCUCGUGCGGUCGCACAGCGACCCCGGCAUUGCUGUUGCCGGUGAUCCUGUUGACUUGAGGGAUCUGCUUUACACCAAAGCGCUGGAGGAUGAUGCAUCCAAUUCUUCUGCAGACACAGGACUGUGCUCUGAAGCCUGCCUGUUCCGGCUCUCGCACUGCGACUCGCCCCAGCUCCUCCGGGCCGCCUCUGCCAGGAAGAACAAGCUGUCAGUGCCCAAGAAGGUGACACAGCGGCUGUCAAAGGCAGCAACACGCUCCCUGGGGGAUCUGAAGGUUUGUCGUGGUACCCGGGGGCUGGUGGCCAGAUUCCUGCAGAGAUCCAAGCGCAGCCUGGUGUCUGGUGUGGAGAUGGCUGGGCAUGGCUCCCAGGGCCACAAACAGGUGCCCUGGAGCCCGUGGCAGGCAGAAGAGCACAUGCUGCCAGAAGGGAUUCACUUGCAGAGCUGUGGGGACCUGAGCUCCACCUCCUCGCUGCGUCGCCUCCUGUCUGCCCGCCGGCUGGAGCGCAGCCGUCCGCACAGCCUCAACGGGGUCUACAAAGAGAGCAUCCUCUGAGGGGAGCUGCCAUGUGCCCUCAGCCUUGCCCCCUCAUACCCCAGCCCAGCUGGGAGUCUCCACCAGCAUCGGGCUCUCUGCCUGGG
This is a messenger RNA of Chelonoidis abingdonii (Abingdon island giant tortoise), 3798 nucleotides long. It is a transcript of the gene ENTREP3, whose product is annotated as endosomal transmembrane epsin interactor 3. NCBI's taxonomy places the organism in Eukaryota, Metazoa, Chordata, Testudines, Testudinidae. Gene Ontology annotation, cellular component: membrane. The record is from RefSeq and is a predicted model, not a curated record.